GUAGAUGACCAAAACAAAACAAAGUCAGUGGUAUUUUUGGAGAGUUUUUGUCUGGAUAGUACUAGAGAACAAAGAGUCUGAUUCUAGGUAAAGUCUCGGCUCCCCAAGCUGAGUUCAGGAGCUCUGCAACGCGCCAUGUGUUUCACGUCGUGUGGUUGUCUCAGCUUGUUUCCCUUAUCCUUGGUGUUAUCUGCAGCAAUGGGCUUACAUGGCGACAACAGAGACGAUUCUGCCUGACCACUCUUCGAGAGCUGGGCCUUGGCAAGCAGGCGUUAGAGGUGCAGCUGCAGCACGAGGCAGCAGAGCUGGCUAAGGUGUUUCUCCAGGAAGAGGGGAGAGCCUUCGAUCCUCAGAUCCCUAUCAUCCGAUCCACAACGAGAGUUAUUGGGACCCUGGUGUUUGGCCAUCAUUUCCUCUCUGAGGAGCCCAUCUUCCUGGAACUAAUUCAAGCCAUCAACCUUGGCCUAGCUUUUGCCAGCACUAUAUGGCGCCGGCUGUAUGACAUGUUUCCCUGGGCCCUCCGCCACCUCUCAGGACCCCAUCAGAAGAUAUUUCAGUACCACGAGGCUGUGAGGGGCUUCAUUCGCCACGAAAUCAUCAGGCACAAACUCAGAACAGCUGAGGCCCCCAAGGAUUUCAUCAACUGCUACCUGUCACAAAUCACCAAGGCCAUCGAUGACCCUGUCUCUACAUUCAGUGAGGAGAACCUGAUCCAAGUGGUGAUCGACCUGUUUCUGGGAGGCACAGACACCACGGCCACCACACUGCACUGGGCACUCAUAUACCUGGUCCAUCACAGAGCCAUCCAAGAGCGCGUGCAGCAGGAGCUGGAUGAGAUGCUGGGAGCUGCACAGACCAUCUGCUAUGAGGACCGAGAGCGACUGCCCUACACCCGUGCUGUCCUCCACGAGGUGCAGCGCCUUAGCAGCGUUGUAGCUGUGGGCGCUGUACGCCAGUGUGUGACUUCCACCUGGAUGCAUGGUUAUUAUGUCCCCAAGGGAACCAUCAUCCUGCCCAAUCUGGCCUCUGUGUUGUAUGACCCUGAGUGCUGGGAGAGCCCUCAUCAAUUCAACCCUGGCCACUUCCUAGACAAGGAUGGAAACUUUGUGGCCAACGAGGCCUUCCUGCCCUUCUCUGCAGGGCAUCGGGUGUGUCCUGGGGAGCAGCUUGCCCGAAUGGAGCUCUUCCUGAUGUUUGCCACCCUCCUCAGGACCUUUCAGUUUCAACUACCAGAAGGGAGCCAGGACCUCGGGCUGGAAUAUGUCUUUGGUGGUACACUGCAGCCUCAGCCCCAGAAGAUUUGCGCAGUGCUUCGCCAGAGCAGCCUCAGCCCUAGGGAGCCCUAGGCCUGCCACUGCAGUCCCCCGACACAGGAGGUUUCCAUCUGUCAGCCCUCAAAAUCAGGAACUAGGACGAAGUAGAUUUCUCCUAGCUCAGCUGCCCCAGUUCUCACACUAGCUCUGAUGGCAAUCCUGGAAAAUGGACAUAGCAAGAUCUUGCAACAGUAACUAACUGGGUUCGAAUAGUUUCUUUCUUAGAGUAGGAUAAUUAUGCUGUGGCAGAGGAGGAUUUUAUAACGUUUGAUAAAGUUUGACUUUGAAUCAGUUCACAUGGUUCAUUUAGGGGGAAAUCAAAUGUCACAAUGUAGUAGCCAAGUAAAUUAAAGGGAAGUGCUUUCCCAUAAUACUAUAAACAGUAGUGCAUGCAAAUGCUGGGGACUGGUAACUGGUGGGGCGGGGGCUGAGGUGGGGUUGGGGUUGGAGGUGGGAGUGAGGGUGGGAGAAGGUGCACACCAUUUUCUGUUCUCUCCCUGCCAUCUUCAGACCAGAAGGAAGAAGUGUCUAAAUCUCGAUAACUGUUGCCAUAACAUUUUCCAUCAAAAACCCUGGCUCGACUUCCUCUAAAAUAAUUGCAAUGCUUUGAAAUAUUGUGUCUCCAAAAACAUCUUAAUAAAAAGAGAAUUUUUUUGUAUUAAGUGGAAAUUAAAAUAAAAAUGAGAAGCCACCACAUACCUGCUAAAUUCCUAAAAAUCAAACUCUGACACUCCUAAGAACUGGUUGCACAGAACCAAGAGCUUUCACACACCACUGGUGACUGCUAGAGCGUUCACACCCCACUGGUGAUGGCUAGAGUGUUCUCACACCACUGGUGACUGCUAGUGCGUUCACACACCACUGGUGACUGCUGGAGCAUUCACACACCCCUGGUGACUGCUAGAGUGUUUACUUUUGCUGGUGACUAUAUCAUCACCACAAAUGGUAAAAUGGUGGAAAGCAUUUGGCCAUUUUUUUUGUAAAAUCAGGUGUUGCACCACAACCCCAGCCAUCUUAGCAUUUUCUUCCAGAGAAACUGAAUAUAUGCUUGGAUGAAUGUGAAUUGUUUGAUUCAAUUUUUAUGCUACUUUUAAAAAGAGUAAAACAGAUAAGUAAUUUUUUAAAAUGAAAGAUAAGUGGUUUAGGAAUAGGAUAAGUGGUUUAAGAUAAGGUUUAGGAAUAGGGCUGACUAUUAGAAAAUUCACAAGUGGAGGCUGGAAAGAUAAAUCAGUGGCUAAAGACUCUUACUGUGUGACAGGGAAGCCAGUGCAGCGUCUUCUCCAUCUUGGUUUGCUUGUUUUGCUGAGGCCAUUUCAGGUUUAACUAGAAUUUGGUCUCUUUGAUAGAGAAUCCCAUGGAAAAUUACCAAACGAUGUUCUAGGAACCUGGAGAACAAGAUGCCCUAGCUUGUCUUAGUUUCUG
Mus musculus (house mouse) is the source of this 2735-nucleotide messenger RNA. It is a transcript of the gene Cyp2ab1, whose product is annotated as cytochrome P450, family 2, subfamily ab, polypeptide 1. Gene Ontology annotation, cellular component: endoplasmic reticulum membrane. NCBI's taxonomy places the organism in Eukaryota, Metazoa, Chordata, Mammalia, Rodentia, Muridae. The coding region runs from base 504 to 1346 and encodes 280 amino acids. The record is from RefSeq and is marked validated. The transcript has 9 exons. Gene Ontology annotation, molecular function: monooxygenase activity; iron ion binding; oxidoreductase activity, acting on paired donors, with incorporation or reduction of molecular oxygen.